CAUGGCUUCGAAAGGACAGGUCGAGAGUUGGACCGAGGAAGCCAUCUGUCCCAUUUGCUUGGAUUUCUUCAUCGAUCCGGUUAUACUGGAGUGUGGACACAACUACUGCCGCUCCUGUAUCACACGGUGUUGGGAAAGGGAGGAGAGAAACUCCUGCCCGGAAUGUAGAGAGGCGUUUGCAGACCGCACCCUAAGGGUCAAUCGAGCCUUAGCAAAUCUGUCUGAGAGAGCUCGAAAACUAAAUCUGAAUCCGAAAGAGAAGGAAAGUAAACUUCACUGCGAGGAACAUGAGGAAGAACUGAAGCUGUUUUGUGAGACGGACAAGAAACUGAUCUGUCUGAUCUGUAGAGAUGCGCGGGAACACAAGUCUCACAACUUCAUGCCGAUGAAAGAAGCUGUUGUAGUUUACAAGGAUCAGGUUAAAUCUUCCUUAGACUCUCUCACAAAAAAGAAAUCGGAUUUUCAGGAAAUGGAGCAACAACAGAAAGAGAAGAUUUCCGGAGUUCGGAAACAGUCACAAAGCUUUCAGUCCCAGAUCAUAUCCCAGUUUGAUGAACUGCGCCGGAUUAUCACCAAGAAAGAGCAGCGCGCGCUCCGAGAUCUCAGGGAAGAAGAGGAGAGGAUUCUGAAUCCAAUGGAGAUAAAUCUUCGAGAGAUUCAAGAGAAUCUAAAUUCUAUUCAGGAGGAAAUCUCUAAGUUACAGACACGGAUGGAUCAGAAGGACAAUUUGAUAUUCCUCAUGGAGGAAGCUCGUCGGAAGAAGAGGAUUAGUGAGGAUACCCUGACAUUGUCUGUGACAGAUGGUGCCCUACUGGCUGAAAAAUUCGAUCAUCCCUAUUUGCUGAUAGCAUCGGAAAAAGUGUUUGACGGCAUUAAGCAAGUCUCUGUCACCCUGGAUGUGGAAACGGCGCAUCCGCGGCUCGAGGUGUCUCAGGAUCGGAAGAGUGUGAGACGGACCGGGACCCAGUGGAAUCUCCCUGACACCGGGAAGAGGUUCACAGACCGGCCUUGUGUGCUGGGAUCGGAGGGAUUCACAUCGGGGAGACAUUACUGGGAGGUGGAGGUGACGGGGAGUCGGAGCUGGGGUUUGGGAGUCGCCGCAGAGUCUGUGGAGAGGAAGGGAGAGUUCACACUGAGACCGGAGACCGGAUUCUGGAUCAUCGAACGGAUUGAUGACGAGAUUUCUUCCAGCAUCUGAUUCAAGAAAAAAAUGGGAGUGCAGUGUAAUUUCCUCUGGAAGGGGGAUAUGGAAGAAGGAAUGUGCUCGGAGAGGGGAGUGGACCAUUAGAGAAAUCGAUGCUCAGGUUGGAACUACCCGGAGAGGUACGGUGAAGGUUAGAGAGACAUGGACAUGAUAUUUUGGAGCCGGAAGUGUGGCAACACAUGCAGGCUGAUCCCAGCACAAUCCUCGGGCAGACUGUGUUGGUCAUUGACACAAUGGAGAAAUGUAAAUGGUGAUGUCCCCUGUGUGUAUUUGUGUAUGGUGGAGACAGAGAGAGAGUCUGAGAUCUCAGGGAAGCACAAAACUCUUUCAGGGCUCAACAGACAGGAUGCAGGGAGGACUUUUCCCCUGUCUGAGGAGUUGAGGGUCAGGAGUCACUGUCUCAGGAUGGAGUGAACCCUCAGUGACUUCACACACUCUGGAUAUUUUCAGUGAUUUCAAGUUCCCUGGCCCCAAUCAUCUUAUUUUCACUAUGGAUGUCCAGUCCCUAUGCACCUCCAUCCACCAACAGGAAGGGCUCAGAGCUCUCUGUUUCUUUCUGGACACCCGUCCCAACCAGUUCCCUUCCACCACCACUCUCCUCCAUCUAGCGAAACUUGCCCUCACUCUUAAUAAUUUCUGUAAUUUCCACCAUCUCCAACGGGAUCCCACCACCAAGCACAUCUUUCCCUCUCCCCCACUUUCUGCUUUCAACAGGGAUCACUCCCUACACGGCUCCCUUAUCCAUUUGUCCUUUCCCACUGAACUCCCUCCUAGCACUUCCAAGGGAGGCGACACUUCACCUGUGUGUCAGGUGGGGUCAUAGACUGUGUUCGGUGCUCCUGGUGCGGCCUUUUGUACAUCGGUGAGUUCUGACAUAGAUUGGGAGUCAGCUUCAUCAAGCACCAGAGAAAACUGGAUCCCAGUAGCCACCCAUUUUAAUUCCACUGCCUAUUCCCAUAUGUUCAUCGAGGGCCUCCUCUACUGUCACAAUGAGGCCACACUCAGUUAGAGGAGCAAUAUCUUAUAUUCCGCCUGGGUAGCAUCCAACCUGAUGGCAUGAACAUCGAUUUAUCGAACUUCCAGUAAUGACCACCCCUCCUUCACCAUUCCCUGUGUCCUUUUCCCUCUAUAACUUUAUCUCCCUGCCAGCCCAUCACCUCCCUCUGGUGCUCCUCCCACUUUUCUUCUAUGGCCUUCUGUUCUCUCCUGUAGGACUCACCCUGCUCCAGUCCUGUAUCUCUUUCACCCAAUUCCCAGCAUCCGGUUUCACCUAUCACCUCGUGUUUCUCUCCCCCCCCCCCCAACCUUUUGACUGUGAUUCCUCAUGUUUUUUUCUCCAGUCCUGCUGAAGAGCUUUGGCCUGAAACGUCACCUGUAACAUAGAAACAUAGAAACUAGGUGGAGGAGUAGGUUAUUCGGCCCUUCCAGCCUGCACCGCCAUUCAGUAUGAUCAUGGCUGAUCAUCCAACUCAGAACACUGUACCUGCCUUCUCUCCAUAACCUCUGGUCCCUUUAGCCACAAGGGCCAUAUCUAGCUCCCUCUUAAAUAUAGCCAAUGAGCUGGCCUCAACUGAUUCCUGUGGCAGAGAAUUCCACAGAUUCACCACUCUCUGUGUGAAGAAGUUUUUCGUCAUCUCGGUCCUAAAAGGCUUCCUCUUCAUACUCAAAAUGUGACCCCUCGUUCUGGAAUUCCCCAACAUCAGGAGCAAUCUUCCUUCAUCUAGCCUGUCCAAUCCCUUUAGAAUUUAAUACGUUACAAUAAUAUCCCCUCCCCCUCAAUCUUCUAAAUUCCAGACAAUAUAAGCCUAGUCGAUCCAGUCUUUCAUCAUUUGAAAGUCCUGCCAUCCCAGGAAUCAAUCUGGUGAACCUUCUUUGUACUCCCUCUAUGGCAAGGAUGUCUUUCCUCAAAUUAGGGGACCUAAACUGCGCACAAUACUCCAGGUGUGGUCUCACCAAGGCCUUGUACAACUGCAGUAGUACCUCCCUGCUCCUGUACUCGAAUCCUCUUGCUAUGAAUGCCAGCAUACCAUUCGCCUUUUUCACCGCCUGCUGUACCUGCAUGCCCACUUUCAGUGACUGGUGUACAAUGACACAGAGGUCUCGUUGCAUCUCCUCUUUUCCUAAUCGGCCACCAUUCAGAAAAUAAUCUGUUUUCCUGUUCUUGCCACCAAAGUGGAUAACCUCACAUUUAUCCACAUUAAAUUGCAUCUGCCAUGAAUUUGCCCACUCACCUAACCUAUCCAAGUCACCCUGCAUCCUCUCAGCAUCCUCCUCACAGCUAACACUGCCGCCCAGCUUCGUGUCAUCCGCAAUCUUGGAGAUGCUGCAUUUAAUUCCCUCGUCUAAGUCAUUUAUAUAUAUUGUAAACAACUGGGGUCCCAGCACUGAGCCUUGCGGCACCCCACUAGUCACUGCCUGCCAUUCUGAAAAGGUCCCGUUUAUCCCACUCUUUGCUUCCUGUCUGCCAACCAAUUCUCUAUCCAUAACAAUACCUUACCCCCAAUACCAUGUGCUUUAAGUUUGCACAUUAAUCUUCUGUGUGGGACCUUGUCAAAAGCCUUUUGAAAAUCCAAAUAUACCACAUCCACUGGUUCUCCCCUAUCCACUCUACUAGUUACAUCCUCAAAAAAUUCUAUGAGAUUCGACAGACAUGCUUUUCCUUUCACAAAUCCAUGCUGACUUUGUCCGAUGAUUUCACCGCUUUCCAAAUUUGAGUACUUUUUUUCGUAGAUGCUGCCUGCCCUGCUGAGUUCCUCCAGCAUUUUGUGUGUGUUGCUUGGAUUGAAUUGAAUUGACUUUAUUUCUUACAUCCUUCACAUACAUGAGGAGUAAAAAUCUUUACAUUACCUCUCCAUCUAAAUAUGCAGUCAUAGUAAUUUAUAAUAAAUAGAACAGUCAGUGUAACAUAGAAAUACACUCAAAUCAGUGUGAGUUUAUCAGUCUGAUGGCCUGGUGGAAGGAGCUGUACUGGAGCCUGUCGGUCCUGGCUUUUAUGCUGCGGUACCAUUUCCCGGAUUAUAGCAGCUGGAAUAGAUUGUGGUUGGGGUGACUUGGGUCCCCAAUGAUCCGACGGGCCUUUUUUACACACCUGUCAUUGUAAAUGUCCUGAAUCAUGGGAAGUUCACAAGUACGGAUGUGCUGGGCUGUUGGCACCACUCUCUGCAGAAUCCUGCGAUUACGGGAGGUACAGUUCCCAUACCGGUCAGGAUGCUCUCAGUUGUGCCCCUGUAGAAAGUACUUAGGAUCUGGGGGCCCAUACCGAACUUCCUCAACCGUCUGAGGUGAAAGAGGUGGCUGUUGUGCAUUUUUCACCACACAGCUGGUGUGUACAGACCACGUGGGGUCCUCGGUGAUGUGGAUGCCGAAGAACUUGAAGCUCUUUACCCUCUCAAACCCAAAUCCAUUGAUGUCAAUAUGGGUUAGCUCGUCUUCAUUCCUCCUGUAAUCCACAACCAGCUGCUUUGUUUUUGCGAUAUUGAGGAAGAGGUUGUUUUCUUGACACCACUGUGUCAGAGAGAUAACUUCUCCCCUGUGGGCCACCUCGUUAUUGUUUGAGAUUAGGCCAAUCAGCGUAGUGUCGUCGGCAAAUUUAAUUAGCAGAUUAGAGCUGUGGGUGGCGACACAGCCCUGAGGAGCUCGUGUAUUGAGAGUCAGAGGGGUGGAGGUGAGGGAGCCCACUCUUACCACCUGCUGGCGAUCUGACAGGAAGUCCAGGAUCCAGCUGCACAAGGCAGGGUCAAGGCCGAGGUCUCUGAGGUUCCUGUCGAGCCUGGAGGGAAUUAUGGUGUUGAAUGCUGUAGUCCAAGAACAGCAUUCUCACAUAAGCAUCCCUCUUCUCCAGAUAUGUAAGGAUGGUAUGUAGAGCAGUGGCUUUUGCAGAUAUCCCACCCUGCAAAAACUCAUUUCAGGGAGGUAGCACCCCUGCCCCCAGCAACCCCAUAUUCCCCCACUCCCCACCACCGUCGACCUCCAAGGGUGCAUGUAAUACUGUGUUUAGUCAUUUUGUCUAAUCUGUAAACCAAGUUGGGUAUAUGUAGCA
This is a messenger RNA of Mobula hypostoma (lesser devil ray), 5243 nucleotides long. Its product is annotated as nuclear factor 7, brain-like. The transcript is spliced from 7 exons. Bases 2 to 1198 code for a protein of 398 amino acids. Gene Ontology annotation, cellular component: cytoplasm. Gene Ontology annotation, biological process: protein ubiquitination. NCBI's taxonomy places the organism in Eukaryota, Metazoa, Chordata, Chondrichthyes, Myliobatiformes, Myliobatidae. Gene Ontology annotation, molecular function: ubiquitin protein ligase activity; protein binding; zinc ion binding. The record is from RefSeq and is a predicted model, not a curated record.